GGGCCGUGCCGCCGCCAUGGUGCAGCUCGGGAGCCGCCUCCUGAGGGGCCGCGGCGGCCACGUCGUCAUCCGCUUCGCGCUCGGGGGCUGCACCAACCGGCCGUUCUUCCGCAUCGUGGCGGCCAACAGCAGGCGGGCCCGCGACGGGAAGUACCUGGAGCAGCUGGGCUGCCUCGACCCGCUGCCCAACGCGCACGGCGAGAAGGUGGCGGGGCUCAACCUGGAGCGGCUGCGCUACUGGCUGGGCUGCGGCGCGCAGCUGUCCCGGCCCGCCGAGAAGCUGCUGGGGCUGGCGGGGUUCCUGCCGCUCCAUCCAAUGACGGUGACCGGCGCCGAGAGGCUGCGCCGGCGGCGACAGCGCGAGCAGCAGCCCGAGGCUGCCCCGGCGGACGGCUCGGCCGAGCCCGGCACCAGCACCGGCACCAGCACCGGCACCGCGCCCUGACACGGCCCGGACGGGAGGGUCCCGAGCGGCCCGGGGCUGUUCCGUCCCGGGACUGCUCCGGCCCGCCCAGACCCGAGGAUUUCUGCCCUGUCCGUGCAUCCGACCCCAUUAAAAUGUUACCUCUGCACUCCGCACCGUCCAUGUGCUGCUUCCUCCAGACUCCUCUCAAUCCACGUUCUCUGUUGCCACAUUUGGUGCACAGAAGAGGUUUUGCUGCUCUGGUGCUGUGUGGGAGCAUUCCAGAAGUUCCCCAGGCAGGCCACUGGCUCCAGGUGCUCUGCCUGCAGUAGUGGCACAUCCUCUGCCAGCUGCCUUUGUUUUGACUUUGGCUGUGGUUUACUGCCACAGAGCAGUACACAGACAGAUGCAAAUGGAAAUGCAGCUGGUUUUCUGUUUACUUUCUCCAGAGAGGUUCUGGGCCUGUUUGUUCAUUUAAAAACAAAAGAGAAAGAUUUCAGUCUUAUGUAAAGGGGAACUGGGGGAGUGAGUUACAAGUCCUACUGUAAAAUCCCAUAUUUCAUCCUGUUCCAAGAGACAAGAAACCCACCAAAGUCUCUCUCCUAUUUUAGACGCACCCCUAAGCUUUUUGGGGUUUCCUUUGGUGCAACUCUUAGAUGAUUCUACAAAUUCAGGCAAAGCCAGGUUUCCAGUGUUGCAUCUCCAUAAAGCUGUUAGUGUAACCAGCCCAACAGAGGAUGAGUUGACAAAACCCUUUAAAAAAAGGGCCUGGCUUCCUCUCACAAUACUGAGAAAGAGUGGUUUUAUUUCUGCUCAUGGAUGAGAGAUGAGGUGAUUAAAAGCUAUUCUUGGAAGUGA
Molecule: messenger RNA, 1261 nt
Organism: Taeniopygia guttata (zebra finch)
Lineage: Eukaryota; Metazoa; Chordata; Aves; Passeriformes; Estrildidae
Gene: MRPS16
Product: mitochondrial ribosomal protein S16
Biological process (GO): mitochondrial translation
Cellular component (GO): ribosome; mitochondrial small ribosomal subunit
Molecular function (GO): structural constituent of ribosome
Source: RefSeq, marked validated